Molecule: messenger RNA, 1929 nt
Organism: Apodemus sylvaticus (European woodmouse)
Lineage: Eukaryota; Metazoa; Chordata; Mammalia; Rodentia; Muridae
Product: C-type lectin domain family 2 member D3-like
Exons: 5
Coding region: 366-935 (189 amino acids)
Source: RefSeq, a predicted model, not a curated record
ACAGGGAAGGGGAAGCAGUGGUCUGCUUUGACUGGAUAGCUGAAGGGAGAGCGGACGCUAAUCAGGCUUCCCCAUGGUGACCACCAGCCAAUCCGGGGCAGCUAGGGAGACACCCACCGUUGGAGCGCGCCCUGCUGCCGCUGCCGUUACCCAGAGAAGCCAGUGAGAUGUCUUGUGGCCCACCAUGCAGAACCAUCACGCUGGAGCGCUGCUACCUCACCCAUCUAUCGAUCUUGCUCCAGCCUUGAUCCCAGAGAAACCCAGCCCCCCGAAUCCAGGGCGUUGAAGACAACGGAUAUAACUACCAGUUCUCCUUUCCUCUUAAGAUUUUUCUCAACCUCUGUAGUCCCUGGAGCGCCAUUUCUAUGCUGACCGACACUUCACUCAGACUCUCUCAGACAAGCCAUGUACGCAGGCAUCACAGGUUAACGUUCGAUGCAAAGAAAGUGCUGACCCUUUGGACCCUGCUAGGUGGUGCUGUUGCUGUUCUUCUUUGGGGGUUUUUCAGUUUUCCUAAAAAAUUUUCAGUUACAAGACUAUCCAGAAACAAGACAUGCGAUGAUGAAGUAAAGAUGUGCCAUGGUGGCUGGAACAAAGCAGGUCGGAACUGCUUCUCUUUUAACCAACAUAAAAAUUCAUGGAUCACUUCCAAGGACUACUGCAAAAUCUAUGAUGCAACCCUGGCUGUAUUCAACAACAAAGCUGAAUUGGAAAUUUUGAUGAAGCAAAUACAUGAGACACAAACAUAUUGGAUUGGACUGCACAGACGAAAUUUAUUCGGAAUCUGGGUUUGGACAAAUGGAAGUAAAUACAACAAUUUGCAUGACAUCCAAGAUCAUGGUCAGUGUGCCUUCAUGCAUCAAAAUGGUAUAGACAGUACCCAAUGUGAUGAACAAAAAGGAUAUAUUUGUACCAGAGAAGGACGGUGCCCUUAAAGAUUUCUUCCAUCCAAAGGAACAUGAAGAGCAGUGUCUUGUUUGUCUGUGAUGUGUAUUCCCAUGGACAUCGCUUUAAAUCUAAUUUGACUGAUAAACAUUCACAUGAAUUUUAUCUUCAUUGAAGUAGUUACUACAAAGUCUAGCAAUUAAACUAAGUUUGAUGUGGUACUGCUGGGCCAUCGAGGUUGGUGCAUUUGAAGCUAUGGUCAUGAAGCUUGCUCAGAAGUGAUCCAUCAAAGUGGAGCACACUGGAGGGCAUAAAGAAUAAAGGGGAAGAUCCCUCUGCUUGUCUAAAAUUCAGUGGCAUCUUCAGAAAGGAAAACAAGAGCUACAGGACAGGGUGAGCAUAAGAAAUGCUUUGUUUUUCCUCAAAUAAUACAUGAUUCAUGUGGAACUGUGAUGGAAGGCAUAAGGGGGAAACUAUUCUGAUCGGGGAUCCUGUGUCAUAACUGAGGACCAGGCAACUCUCCACAGGUCUCUGCCAAACUCAAAGACUUAAGAUUUGUUUUUGCUACAGUUGCUGAAAGAGUAAAGGAUGCAAAUUUUGUGAUGAGUCAUGAUGAGCAGAACAUGAACACCAGGAGGUAGAGAGGAAUAUGAAGGAAGAAACGUUGUGACCUUGAAGAAUCCAUGGAGAUUAGCCUAAAUUCCAAAGCUGUUUCACUCGGAUUCUGGAAAACAUUGAAAUGACCUUGGAGAGAGGGAGGUACAGACAUUAACACUGGUCAUCAUUAAAAAAUCUCUUCAACUACCACAGGUCUUUUCUCAUAUGUGAUUUUAGCGUUUACAUGCUAUAUGUGCAAGCGUGGAAUGGUGAAGGCUGAAGCAUUUACAUGUUAUAUCUGUAUGCAAGGAUGGAGGGGUACAGGCUGUAAACAUGAAAGUGGGCUAUGGAGAGAGGAGUGAAGAGUUCUAAAGGAGGAAGGAAAGGUAAUAGGCUACAUGUGACAUGAAACCAGGAGAUCCUGGAACCUAUGCUGCUCUAGAUAAC